GUGGAGAAUGCCCAUUGCCGCGCCUGCCGCCGACGACGCAUGGAGGCGGAAGGACGAGAGCGGCAGUGAACGGCCGGAUCUUGCGAGGAAAAGUAGUGAUGGGAGUGCAAGCGAAGAAACGUCGGACGACACGAUCGCGCUGCCGCGACUCCGGUCAAAUCCGAUGACGUCGUCGCACACGUCAUACCGAUUACCACCGUUGACAGACCUUACACAUCAUCCAAGUCUAAGCAGGCCGGCGGCGCCAACGUCGCCCUUCGUCGGCAAGAUAAAGUCACGGAAGCGCAAAAUGAGCAUGCAAGACGUCAUGUCGAGCAAUAGUCCUCCGUCAUUACAUCGCCAUGCUCCGCCUCCACUCGAUCAACUUGAACUCGUGCCGUCCACGUCCCUGCUUCUCUCGACAACAACCCCCCCAACGCAUUCGUUGACACCAGCUACGCCGUCCACGUCGUUGCAUCCUCAACGCACAAAGGGACGAUCGAAGCGAUGCGGGCGACAGCCACACGCCGCCGCGGCGCCACCGCCUCCGCGAACGGCCUCUAGCAUUGCGCGAUUGACGACAGGAAAGGACGUUUGUGUCGUGGCGCAUCAAGGCAUUGUCGACUGGGUUGCAACGUAUUAUGUGUACGGAUUCGACAAGAACAGCCUCUUCCACCUCAUGCUGCCCCUUCGACCGCAGCAAGAGCCAUGGAGCGAUGCUGAAGUCGCCUAUUUAACGAUCCUCGCCAAGCUGUUGCAGCAAGGAAAGAUGCGACUGCCCCGCGGCAAGUCGAUGGAAGCGUACGUGGCCGAGAAACUGCAUGCGCCAGAGCCUCGAAUCCGCUUUCGGUUGCAGCAACUGGAAUUCAAUGGCAACGCACAAGGGCCCGAAGGCGACACCCAGCAGCAAAAGCCACAUCGUCCGGCGGCGAAAAAUGUCAUGUCUCCAGCCGAAGUCGCCGAGCUCAAGGAGACCAAGAUGCUGUUUCUCCGCACGCUCGAGUCGGCCGUCGUCGACGCCUUGCAUGACAACGCGAUCGACCAGUCGUGUGUAGUGUCGAUCAAGUAUUGAACAACAUGCUACCAGCCUCUUCCUCUCGACAAUGCUCAAGCGUCGGCGGCAGGCGAGACACUUGCAGUGGCACUGGCCUGCCACUAACAUCGCAUGAGGAAUGAGGCUGGACCAUGCCACGUACGAGCCAGUUGCUGAGUAGAUCUGGCGCGGCGCGGACAAAGUCAUUCCAGGACACGCCGCAAUUCGGCUGGACCACGACCUGCGCCGACCUCGUCAACUUGAGAGUCGCAUAUGUGCAUAUGCGCACCUGGGUCUGAAGCGCGUUGAGUUGGGUGUCCGAGAGCUCGAGGUGGAGUUGGUGGCGCAGGCAGCUGCCAAACUCGUCCCAGCUCAAAAAGCCUACGCAGGUCAUGUCAGCGUGUGCGCAUGCGGCGUCAAGGGCAACCGCUGCC
Molecule: messenger RNA, 1446 nt
Organism: Aphanomyces invadans
Lineage: Eukaryota; Oomycota; Saprolegniomycetes; Saprolegniales; Verrucalvaceae
Exons: 4
Coding region: 8-1051 (347 amino acids)
Source: RefSeq, a predicted model, not a curated record